Molecule: messenger RNA, 6527 nt
Organism: Rhincodon typus (whale shark)
Lineage: Eukaryota; Metazoa; Chordata; Chondrichthyes; Orectolobiformes; Rhincodontidae
Product: collagen alpha-3(VI) chain-like
Exons: 12
Coding region: 39-6527 (2162 amino acids)
Source: RefSeq, a predicted model, not a curated record
ACAGGAAUGAAUAGUACACUGUACAGAAGAAACGUUGCAUGAGAACACAUUCUGUACAUGAUACGGACAGUUUCAAUCUGCAGGCGCUUCCUCAGCUGUGGUGCAGCCAACGGUUUAACCCAACAAUGAAAAUGUACCGCACAAUGCCCCUGCUGGCUGUCUUUGGUCUAAUCCUUUCAUUCUUUGUCAGUGAUUCCCUUCAGCAAGCCAAGAAGAGAGACAUUGUCUUCCUAAUCGAUGGCUCUCCUGGGAUGGGAAGGUCAUUUCUUCAUGUUCGUAAUUUUCUUAAUAACAUAAUCCAGGAGCUCGAUAUUGGGCCUGACAGAGAUCAAGUGGCAUUGGUACAAUACAGUUCUAACCCAAGACUUGAAUUUGGCCUCAAUACUCAUUCAUCAAAAAGUGAGAUUUUGAUUGCAAUUAAAAAGCUGAGACUGAAAACAGGGAGACCCCUCAACACUGGUGCUGCACUGGACUAUGUAACAAUGAAUGUCUUCAGUCCAUCCGCAGGGAGCAGAGGAAUUGCUGGAGCUUCACAAAUCCUGGUGCUCAUCACUGCUGGGAAAUCCAGCGACGAUGUUAGUCAGGCAGCAGAUACAAUGAAACAGGCUGGUAUUGUGCCCAUUGCUAUUGGAGCCAAGAAUGCAGACACAGCGGAACUACAACAGAUAGUGUCUAAUCCGGAAUCUGUUUUGAAACUGGGAGACUUCCAUGAAUUGAAAACUAUUCAACAAGAGUUUUUGUCUCAAGUUAGAGCAAUGAUUGUAGUUGAUGGACCAAUCCCUCCUACUGAAGUUUCUGCAUCAAGGAAGAGAGACAUCGUCUUCCUAAUUGAUGGCUCUCCUGGGAUGGGAAGAUCGUUUAUUCAAGUUCGUAGUUUUCUUAAUAACAUAAUCCAGGAGUUUGACAUUGGAUCUGACAGAGAUCAAGUGGCUGUGGUACAAUACAGUUCUAACCCAAGACUUGAAUUUGGCCUCAACACUCAUUCAACUCUAGAUGCAGUUUUAGAUGCAAUUAAAAAGAUGAGAUUGAAAACAGGGAGACCCCUCAACACUGGUGCUGCACUGGACUAUGUAACAAGGAAUGUCUUCAACCCAUCUGCAGGGAGCAGAGGAGGCACUGGAGCUUCACAAAUCCUGGUCCUCAUCACUGCUGGGAAAUCCAGAGACGAUGUUGGACAGGCAGCAGCUACAAUGAAACAUGCUGGUAUCGUGCCCUUUGCUAUUGGAGCCAAGAAUGCAGACACAGCGGAACUACAACGGAUAGUGUCUAAUCCCGACUCUGUUUUGAAACUGGGAGACUUCAACGAAUUGCAAACCAUUCAAGAAGAGUUCCUGACUAAAGUUACAGCAGUGUCUGUGAUUGAGGAACCAAUCCCUCCUACUGAAGCUGUACGAAGGGAAAUGAGUGAGAGAGACAUUGUCUUCCUUAUCGAUGGAUCAGACAAUGUUGGAAACACCAAUUUACCUUUUGUCAAGGACUUCAUCACAAGAAUAGUUCGGAACUUGGCCAUUGGAAGUGACCAGGUGCGAGUAGGUCUGGCACAGUACAGCGAUGAUACUGAAGCUGAAUUCUAUUUAAACACUUACUCUUCAGAAGCUGAACUUCUAUCUCAUAUCAGGACCCUCAUGUUGCGAGGUGGGACAACGGUCAACACCGGUUCAGCAUUGGAUUUUGCCAGUAAAUAUUUUUUUUCCAGGGCUGCAGGAAGUCGAAUAAAAGAAAACAUUCCUCAGUUUUUGGUGCUUGUUACUAGUGGAAGGUCCGAUGAUGAUGUGGAAGCAUCAUCAGAUGCAUUGAAGCGAGCUGCAGUAAUGACCUUCGCUGUUGGAGUCAAGCACACAGACCCAGCCCAGCUAGAAGAGAUGGCAAUUGACCCAAGUUUGAUCUUCAGUGUCAAUGAUUUCCAGUCUCUGCCAGAUUUACUGGAUCAGAUGAUAAUACCACUGACCACACUGGCAGUUCCAACAAUAAUAAUUGAAGAACCAACAAUAAAACCCGUGGAACCCAUUCCUGCAACAAAAGCUUCACCAAUCAUGAAGAGAGAUAUCGUCUUCCUAAUUGAUGGCUCUCCUGGAAUGGGAAGAUCGUUUCUUCAUGUUCGUGCGUUUCUCAAUCAUGUAAUCCAGGAGCUUGAUAUUGGACCUGACAGAGAUCAAGUUGCCGUGGUACAGUACAGUGUUAACCCAAGGCUUGAAUUUGGCCUCAACAUCCAUUCAACAAAAAGUGAAAUUUUGGAUGCAGUAAAAAGGCUGAGACUGAAAACAGGGAGACGCCUCAACACUGGUGUUGCACUGGACUAUGUCACAAGGAAUGUCUUCAACCCAUCUGCAGGGAGCAGAGGAGGCACAGGAGCUUCACAAAUCCUGGUGCUCAUCACUGCUGGGAAAUCCAGAGACAAUGUUGGACAGGCAGCAGAUACAAUGAAACAGGCUGGUAUUGUGCCCAUUGCUAUUGGAGCCAAGAAUGCAGAUGCAACAGAACUACAACAGAUAGUGUCUAAUCCCGACUCUGUUUUGAAACUGGAAGACUUCAACGAGUUGGAAACUAUUCAGCAAGUGCUAUUGUUUAAAGUUAGAGCAGUGUCUGUGGUUGAUGAACCAAUUCCUCCAACUGAAGUUGUACGAAGGGAAAUGAGUGAGAGAGAUAUUGUCUUCCUUAUCGAUGGAUCAGACAAUAUUGGAAACACCAAUUUACCUUUUGUCAAGGACUUCAUCACAAGAAUAGUUCGGAACUUGGCCAUUGAAAGUGACCAGGUGCGAGUAGGUCUGGCACAGUACAGCGAUGAUACUGAAGCUGAAUUCUAUUUAAACACUUACUCUUCAGAAGCUGAACUUCUGUCUCAUAUCAGGACCCUCAGAUUGCGAGGUGGGACAACUGCCAACACUGGUUCAGCAUUGGAUUUUGCCAGUAAAUACUUUUUUACUAGCUCAGCAGGAAGUCGAAUAAAAGAAAACAUUCCUCAGUUUUUGGUGCUUGUUACUAGUGGAAGGUCCGAUGAUGAUGUGGAAGCACCAUCAGAUGCAUUGAAGCGAGCUGCAGUAAUGACCUUCGCUGUUGGAGUCAAGCACACAGACCGAGCCCAGCUAGAAGAGAUGGCAAUUGAUCCAAGUUUGAUCUUCAGUGUCAAUGAUUUCCAGUCUCUGCCAGAUUUACUGGAUCAGAUGAUAAUACCACUGACCACACUGGCAGUUCCAACAAUAAUAAUUGAAGAACCAACAAUAAAACCUGAGGAGGAACCCAUUCCUACUACAGAAGUCAGAAAGAGAGAUAUCGUCUUCCUAAUUGAUGGCUCUCCUGGGAUGGGCAGAUCAUUUCUUCAAGUCCGCGAAUUUCUCGAUAGCGUAAUCCAGGAGAUCGAUAUUGGACCUGACAAAGACCAAGUUGCUGUGGUACAAUACAGUUCUGACCCAAGACUUGAAUUUGGCCUCAACACUCACUCAACUAGAGAUGCAGUUUUAAACACAAUUAAAAGGAUGAGACUGAAAACAGGGAGACCCCUCAACACUGGUGCUGCACUGGACUAUGUCACAAGGAAUGUCUUCAGUCCAUCCGCAGGGAGCAGAGAAGAUGCUGGAGCUUCACAAAUCCUGGUGCUCAUCACUGCUGGGAAAUCCAGAGAUGAUGUUGGACAGGCAGCAGAUACAAUGAAACAGGCUGGUAUCAUGCCAAUUGCAAUUGGAGCCAAGAAUGCAGAUACAGCACAGCUUCAAAAGAUCGUAUAUGAACCAAAUUUUAUUUUGAAACUGAAAGACUUCAAAGAGUUGGAAACCAUUCAGCAAGGGUUAUUAUCUAUGUUUGGAGUUGUGCCUGUGGUUGAGGAACCAAUCCCUCCUACUGAUGAGAAACUAAUCCCUCCUAUUGAUGAGAAACCAAUCGCUCCUAUUGAUGAGAAACCAAUCGCUCCUAUUGAUGAGAAACCAAUCCCUCCUAUUGAUGAGAAACCAAUCCCUCCUACUGAUGAGAAACCAAUCGCUCCUACUCAUGAAGAACCAAUCCUUCCUACUGAUGAGGAAACAAUUCCUCCUGCAGAAGUUGUACCACAGGAAGUGAACAGGAGAGACAUUCUCUUCCUUAUUGAUGGAUCAGUUUACGUUGGAAAUGUUAACUUUAUUCAUAUCCGUGAAUUCAUCACAAGAUUGAUAGAGACUUUGGACAUUGGAAGUGACAGAGUGCAAGUAGCUGUGGCGCAGUACAGCGAUGAUGUGAAAACAGAAUCCUAUCUAAAUAGCUACUCAUCGAAAGCUGAUCUCUUGUCUCAUGUGAAAGGACUCAACGCAAAAGGUGGUCGAAUAGUUAACACUGGGGCAGCACUGGAUUACGUCCUUAAAAACCACUUCACAAAAUCUGCGGGAAGUAGGAAAGAGCAAGGUGUUCCUCAGAUCUUGAUGUUGAUCACUGGUGUUAGGUCCAGAGAUGAUAUCAAACCAUCGGCAGAUGCCCUAAAGCGAGCUGUUCUACAUACCCUUACUGUUGGAGCCAGGAGGGCAGAUCCAACACAGUUGAAAGAAAUUUCAAGUGACCCCAACUUGGCCUUCAAUGUAAAGGAGUUUCGCUCUCUAUCAGAUAUACAGAAUCAGGUGAUGACAUCAUUAUCAGCAUCAGUAACGGUGAAUCCUUUGCCAACAACAAUUGUUCCACCAGUUACUACAACUGAAGUUGUAGCACAAGAAGUGAAGAGGAGAGACAUUGUCUUCCUUAUUGAUGGAUCAGUUUAUGUUGGAAACAUUAAUUUUAUCCAUAUCCGUGAAUUCAUCACAAGAUUGAUAGAGACUUUGGACAUUGGAAGUGACAGAGUGCAAGUAGCUGUAGUGCAGUACAGCGAUGAUAUGAAAACAGAAUCCUAUCUAAACAGCUACUCAUCGAAAGCUGAUCUCUUGUCUCAUGUGAGAGGGCUUAAAGUGAAAGGUGGUCGAAUAGUUAACACUGGGGCAGCACUGGAUUACGUCCUUAAAAACCACUUCACAAAAUCUGCGGGAAGUAGGAAAGAGCAAGGUGUUCCUCAGAUCUUGAUGCUAUUCACUGGUGGAAGAUCCAGAGAUGAUAUCAAACUGUCGGCAGAUACCCUGAAGCGAGCAGCUAUACAUAUCUUUACUGUUGGAGCCAGGAGGGCAGACCCAACACAGUUAAAAGAAAUUUCAAGUGACCCCAACUUGGCUUUCAAUCUAAAGGAAUUUCGCUCUCUAUCAGAUAUACAGAAUCAGUUGCUGACACAAUUAUCUACAGUGCCUGACUUGCCACAAACUACUGAAAAGCCUAUGGUUACCAUUAAUGAAGUUAUGCCAAAAUUAGUGAGCAAACGAGACAUUGUGUUCCUUAUCGAUGGAUCAGACUAUGUCGGAAAUGCAGAUUUUCCUUUUGUCCGUGACUUUCUCUCAAGUUUCAUUGAAAAUCUUGAUGUUGGAAGUGACAGAGUGCGAAUCAGUCUGGUACAGUUCAGUGAUUAUGCAGAAACUGAAUUCUAUCUGAACACUUAUUCUUCUGAAGAUGAAAUUCUGCGUCAUGUGGAAGGAAUCGGAUUGAGAGGUGGAGCACCACUAAACAUUGGAGCAGCACUGGACUAUGUUUAUAGACGUCAUUUCACCAAAUCUUCAGGAAGUAGAAAAGAGGAAGGUGUUCCUCAGUCACUGGUCCUCAUCACUGCUGGAAGAUCCAGAGAUUAUAUCAAACAAUCUGUGGAUGCACUGAAGCGAGCUGAUGUAACAGUGUUUGCUGUUGGAACCAGGAAUGCAGACUCAGCACAACUCAGAGAGAUUGCAAGUGAGCCUAGCUUGCUUCUCAGUGUUAAUGAAUUCCGCUCUCUGCCUCAUGUACAGGAGCAGCUGAUGAUUUCGAUGACAAAUCCGCCUGAACCACGAGAAUCCACAGACCGCCCACGUGUUCCCGUAAACCCAGGAAACAUAAGCAAACGAGACAUUGUGUUCCUUAUCGAUGGAUCAGACUAUGUCGGAAAUGCAGAUUUUCCUUUUGUCCGUGACUUUCUCUCAAGUAUCAUUGAAAACUUUGACAUUGGAAGUGACAGAGUGCAAAUCGGUCUGGUACAGUUCAGUAAUUAUGCAGAAACUGAAUUCUAUCUGAACACUUAUUCUUCUGAAGAUGAAAUCCUGCAUCAUGUGGAAGGAAUCAGAUUGAGAGGUGGAACACCACUAAACAUUGGAGCAGCACUGGACUAUGUUUAUAGAAAUCACUUCACCAGAUCUUCAGGAAGUAGAAAAGAGGAAGGUGUUCCUCAGUUACUGGUGCUCAUCACAGCUGGAAGAUCCAGGGAUUAUAUCAGACAAUCUGUGGAUGCACUGAAGCGAGCUGAAGUAACAAUGUUUGCUGUUGGAACCAGGAAUGCAGACUCAGCACAACUCAGAGAGAUUGCAAGUGAGCCUAGUUUGCUUCUCAGUGUUAAUGAAUUCCACUCUCUGCCUCAUGUACAUGAGCAGCUGAUGAUUUCAAUGACAAAUCCACCUGAACCACGAGAAUCCACAGACCGCCCACGUGUUCCCGUAAACCCAGGUAUUUUAAUUCAUUUACUGCUUUAA